AUGAUCAAAUUAAUAGACCUAGAAGGAUGGUCAGAUUAUUCAAUAUCUCCAUAUAUAAAUUAAUUAAAAUAACUCUCGGAAUCACCUGAAAUUACACCAACAAAACGAGAGAAAUUAAAUAGGCUCCCUUCAAUCUAAUAAAAAAAACUGGAAUGUUAUGAAAUACAGAAUUAUAAAUCAAUUUAUUUUGCAAAUAGAAAAUAAUUAGGAUAUCAAGUUGUUAGUGAAGAAAGGAAAUCUUAAAAAUUAAAAAAAUAAUAUACUAGAGUACAUUAAUAAUAAUAUUAAUUUCAUGAAUUGUCUUCAUUUGUAGAAUCUCCUAAGAAAUCAAAAAAAAUGAAAGAAUUAUAGGAUUGUUUAUUUUAGAGAAGAUCAUAUAGAUUGUAGAUAAAGAAUAAAAUGUUAAAUUUAACUUAGAAAUCACCUCUCCAUAAUAUAUCAUAACUAUUACGAAAACUAAACAGUGAAGUCAUAAAUAAGAAUGAAUUAGUAUAAAUUUUGGAUAAAUGA
Molecule: messenger RNA, 510 nt
Organism: Paramecium primaurelia
Lineage: Eukaryota; Ciliophora; Oligohymenophorea; Peniculida; Parameciidae
Source: the annotation of a GenBank genome assembly